Messenger RNA from Psammomys obesus (fat sand rat), 1766 nucleotides. RefSeq names its product sushi repeat containing protein X-linked 2 (gene Srpx2). Bases 1 to 1398 code for a protein of 465 amino acids. NCBI's taxonomy places the organism in Eukaryota, Metazoa, Chordata, Mammalia, Rodentia, Muridae. The transcript is spliced from 10 exons. The record is from RefSeq and is a predicted model, not a curated record.
AUGGCUGGUCGACUGACUCAAAAAGGUGUUCUCUCACUACUGCUCUUUCUAAUGCCAGCAGUGACACCAACAUGGUAUGCAGGCUCAGGCUACAAUCCAGAUGAAAGCUACAAUGAAGUAUAUGCAGAAGAGGUCCAAGAUGCCUAUGCUCUGGACUACCGAGUUCCCCGAUGGUGUUAUACAUUGAAUAUCAAGGAUGGAGAAGCCACAUGUUACUCACCAAUGGGCGGAAAUUAUCACAGCAGCUUAGGCACACGUUGUGAGCUCUCCUGUGACCGGGGCUUUCGACUGAUUGGACGGAGGUCGGUGCAAUGCUUGCCAAGCCGGCGUUGGUCUGGAACUGCCUACUGCAGGCAGAUGAGGUGCCAUCCACUGCCAUUCAUCAUUAGUGGCUCCUACACCUGCACAAAUGGGGUGCUGCUUGAUUCCCGCUGUGACUAUAGCUGUUCCAGUGGCUACCACCUAGAAGGCGAUCACAGCCGCAUCUGCAUGGAAGAUGGGCAAUGGAGUGGAGGCGAGCCAGUAUGUGUAGACAUAGAUCCACCCAAGAUUCGUUGUCCUCACUCACGUGAGAAGAUGGCAGAACCUGAGAAAUUAACUGCUCGAGUAUACUGGGACCCACCCUUAGUGAAAGAUUCUGCGGAUGGUACCAUCACCAGGGUGACACUUCGGGGUCCAGAGCCUGGCUCUCAUUUCCCUGAAGGAGAGCAUGUGAUUCGUUAUACUGCCUAUGACAGAGCCUAUAACCGGGCCAGCUGCAAGUUCAUUGUAAAAGUACAAGUGAGACGCUGUCCCAUUCUGAAACCACCACAGCAUGGCCACCUCACCUGCACCUCAGCGGGGAACAACUAUGGGGCCAUCUGUGAAUACCACUGUGAUGGUGGUUAUGAACGCCAGGGCACCCCAUCCCGAGUCUGCAAAUCAAGUCGACAGUGGUCAGGAUCACCACCUAUCUGUACACCUGUGAAAAUUAAUGUCAAUGUCAACUCAGCUGCUGGCCUCCUGGACCAGUUCUAUGAGAAACAGCGACUCCUCAUAGUCUCAGCUCCUGAUCCCUCCAAUCGAUAUUACAAAAUGCAAAUCUCUAUGCUGCAGCAAUCCACCUGUGGACUGGACCUGCGGCAUGUGAACAUUAUUGAGCUGGUGGGGCAGCAACCUCAGGUGGUGGGGCGAAUCCGGGAGCAACAACUAUCAGCUGGCAUCAUUGAGGAGCUCAGGCAAUUCCAGCGCCUCACUCCUUCCUACUUCAACAUGGUGCUAAUUGACAAGCAGGGUAUUGACCGCGAACGGUACGUGGAACCUGUCACCCCUGAGGAAAUCUUCACAUUCAUCGAUGACUACCUGCUGAGCAACCAGGAGCAGGCACUGCGUCUGGAGCAAAGGGAUGUGUGCGAGUGACCUUGAGCCAGGGUGUGGCUGAGGCAAUUAUCCUAGGUAGCUUAAACUGAGGAGGAAAUGUCCCACACUAUUGGGAGCAGGAUUCAGGUGGGGGUGAGUGAGAUUUACCAAAUCUAGGACAGUUCCAGGCAUCAUUUUAGGGCAGAAUAUUUGCUUCCCUAUGCAAGUCUCCACUUCAGGUAGCACUGGAGGAGCAUGUGAAAGUAGGUAGGGACUGAGGACAAACCCUGGGCAAUGGGUUGGGGGUAGAAGGUCUUCUUCAUCUGACUGGAGCCUCUCCCUAACUUUCCAAAGUCUUUCAGAUAGUAAAUCCUAAAUUCACUCCUUUACUGUGUCAGAAAUGCUUCCUUUACCCUAUAGUGACAGCA